GGGAGAAGACCACGUUAGCAUUGUAUUCCGUGCCUAUCCACGAUUAGAACCAAGGAGAAACACAGGUAAUGAAUGUAUAGAUUGCGGCGCGCGUCAUGAACCCCGAUCACCCCCUCGAUGAACCGUACAUCUGUAACAAGAGUGAUAGGGAAUCUCAUAGCCUCCCCGACAGCAACCCAUCGACCCCCCCAACUUCGUUUACUCCCACGUUCCCUUUCUUUUUCCUUUUUACGCAUCUCCCUUAAGUCCCGCAAAAAUAAUCCAGGAACCGCCAAAAAGACAAGGCCGCAAAGAGUACCGAACGCAAUUUAUAUGCCACUUUUGAACGAACCCAUUUCCCGCAUAUCAUCCAUUGUUCGUAAAUUCUUCCUAUUUGAAUUCUUCGUUCCCUGUCUCGGUGGGCAUACCCUUUUUACCCUCCUCGUGUGGUCCCGUUCUCUUCAAAACAUGCUUGCCGUCGAUUUUGUGGAAGUCCUUCUCGGUUGUGCCACUGGUGCCGUCUUCGGAUACGGCUACCGAAGGAGUAGUGCUCGUCUCUGGGAUUGCUCUUGGAAGAGUCUCUCCGGAGCGGACUGCCCGGAGUUCGACAGGACCGGGGUAGUAGAUUGUCGUGUUGUCGACCACGCGCGUCGAGUUGGCGACGGGGAAAUCUCGCGGCUCGUGUUUGGGUACUACAACAGCCCGGGAGCUGCCAAACGGAACGACAAGUGUGAAGCGGAGGAGAACGUGCUGGUGCAUCUCGCAGCAAGACUGGUAGGGAACUGGCCCUUUCGUCGUUUCGUCGGUGGUGUUGUCGAGACAGUGCUAGGGAUUCGGCAAGGGCGUUCUCGAGGGCCGUCAAGGAAAUUGUGUAAAGACAUAGAAUAAGUCUUGAGGAAAGUCGAGACGCGCUUGAAAGGCUCGGUUCUGCUUCAAAAGUUUAUUGUAGUUGACUGGUAAAUGGCCUGGCAGCACCGCGGCUAAGCCAGAUCUCUCCGUCGCCGGACUGUGACCACCGGUCUUUUCAGGCG
Neurospora tetraspora is the source of this 1010-nucleotide messenger RNA. RefSeq lists its product as uncharacterized. The transcript has a single exon. Lineage: Eukaryota; Fungi; Ascomycota; Sordariomycetes; Sordariales; Sordariaceae. The coding region runs from base 118 to 867 and encodes 249 amino acids. The record is from RefSeq and is a predicted model, not a curated record.